CAGAGGACCAGAACCAGAGGACCAGAACCAGAGGACCAGAACCAGGUUCCUGUCGUGUUCCCAGAGUUUCCCCCAACCAAUCAGCUCCUGAUCUGUUCUUCUGUCUAAUCACCUGAGCUUCUCCGCCCAUCUCUCCACCUGCACCUCAUCCCCUCGUUACUGAGAACCUGUUAGAACCAUGACCUCAGAACCAGAGUAUGAAGGUUCUGCUUCAGGAGGAGGGAACUGGACUUCACUCAUUUUUCCAGCAGUGGUCGUCAGUGUCAGUCUGCUGAGCAAAGUGAGAAGAAUGUUGUGGUCAAGGAACAAGCUGGAGGAGCUGGAGGUGCGGGUCCGGGAUACUCAGGACUACAUCGAUCAGGUGAAGCUGCAGGAGCUGGAGAACCUGCUGGUGGAACGGCAGCAUGUGUUCUGCAGUCACUUCUCGAGUCAAGAGCGCCGCUUGCAGCUGGAGGAACAGAUCGAGCAGAAGGCCGAGAACCUGAAGGAUCUGGAUCCUGACAUACAAUCCAGACUCUCGAGGAUCUUCUCUUAUGAUGACAGGUGUGGUUCCUGUCUGAACUACAUCUGGACCGGAGACAAGACCCAGAACGGGGGGCUGAUGUGGGAGGAUCUGAGGGAAUGGAAGAAGAGGGCCAGAAAACUUCAUGAGGGACUCCAAGAACCUUAACACUAGAACCGCCAGGGGUCACUGUAUACUUGGCUGCCGCAUCUCUAACAAUAAGAUCUGUCCGCUGUCAUUGUGUUAAUGUUUCAUCUUCAGAAAGGAAAGUCUGAAGUCAUAAAAUGAGUUUGUUUAAUCAUCA
Molecule: messenger RNA, 806 nt
Organism: Thunnus maccoyii (southern bluefin tuna)
Lineage: Eukaryota; Metazoa; Chordata; Actinopteri; Scombriformes; Scombridae
Product: coiled-coil domain-containing protein 127-like
Exons: 4
Coding region: 179-670 (163 amino acids)
Source: RefSeq, a predicted model, not a curated record